This is a messenger RNA of Anopheles nili, 1560 nucleotides long. RefSeq lists its product as uncharacterized. Gene Ontology annotation, cellular component: nucleus. The record is from RefSeq and is a predicted model, not a curated record. Gene Ontology annotation, biological process: cell development; regulation of transcription by RNA polymerase II; muscle organ development. Gene Ontology annotation, molecular function: RNA polymerase II cis-regulatory region sequence-specific DNA binding; DNA-binding transcription factor activity, RNA polymerase II-specific. NCBI's taxonomy places the organism in Eukaryota, Metazoa, Arthropoda, Insecta, Diptera, Culicidae.
AUGGACAAACCUUCGCGUCCGGUGCGAAAUCGUAAGCGCAGUAGAAAAGCAUGGCCACCCGGAGACAACCACCGACCGGUGAAGCGACUUUUUACGCCGGAAAUCAAGCGCAUGUUGAAGGAUUGGUUGGUGCGCCGUCGCGAGAAUCCCUACCCGAAUCGGGAGGAGAAGAAGUUGCUUGCCAUCGAGACGGGUUUGACGUACACACAGAUCUGCAAUUGGUUCGCGAAUUGGCGGCGAAAGCUGAAGAACUCUGGCAACGAUCCGAUCCGCAAAACCUGGGGCAAUCUGAUCAAAAACUACAACACCAACGCCCGGGGGAAUGUGGAGCAAUUCAGCAUCUGCUCGAACGACAGCAUUUGGGGCGAGAAUGGAGCAGAUUCCCAGGGUUCUCGGACGCCCCCAGCCGGCGAACAUCAGCAUCAACAGCAUCAUCACCAUCGGCAGCAUCAGCAUUCAAGGCAGCAACAUCAUACCCUUCAUUUUCAGCAUGUAUCGGCAGGAUGUGCGCAAGAUUAUUCCGCGAGAAGUGCUACACCACCUUACGGUAGCAUAUACGAUACGUACACCGACACGGAUUGUGGUAGCGAUAAUAACAAUAACGAAUCCCGUCCUAUCAACAAUGCUGACUGCAGAAAGUACGCAAGUUACAUGAGACUUGCGGAGUACGAUCGGGGUGAGGAAUGUCCAAACGGUGAGGAUGUACGAGACAGUUAUCCACAAACAGCGUUCUGUUUCGAUCAUUGCUACACCCCGCGGAACUAUGAAACCGUGUUCGGCAUACCGGAAGAAACCAGAUGCUACAAGGUGCGUAAGGAUGCUCAAGACUCGUCCUGGCUCUUCGUACUUUCUAACCCAUUUUUUCAACUCCAGAUCACACCGUUCGAUGGAAGCUACGGUCCAGAAAGUGGUGCACAGUUAGAACCACUCAUUUUGACCGCGGCUCAUCCUCACUAUGGUCGAACGUACGCAAAAGAGGUUCCAAACGGUGGAACACUCUACCUCACACCAACCACAACCCUGUCGUCAACGACGGUACCGACGAUCGCCAGUGGGCGAUCGAGAUCGAGUAAGUAUAAGAGCAGCAUCAUGGAGAAGUACCUGCGAGAUCUCGGGGAGCUGAAACCGGUGGAUGAUCCAACACCCGCCGUAAUGCCGGUGCUGAUGGCUGCGAUACCGUUUCAGCAGAAGCAUUGUCCUCACGUGCGCGGUCACGAACUGCAGUUGCACACGCAGCAAAUGAGUUGUGAAUCAGCCGUGUUGCGUGGGCCACCAUCAUUGUCGAAGUGGUUGGAAAGUGCCGCCAAGUUUACACCUUCCAAGCAUAACUACAUCGAUUGGGAAAGCUCAGGCAAACAAUCGUCUACAAAAAGGCGUUAUGAACCGGACGGCACUUACUACGACAUUGGUGGUGGUACAAGUGAUACCUAUUCGUCACCCUCGGUGUACUGUGAACCAGUUGCAACUGUGGUCUCCCUUGGCCACCAGAAGGAGGAAAUCGAUGCCGCGGAGACACUGACGAGACUGGCGAACAAUUUUCGAACCAAAUUUUCAACCUAA